AUGGAAUACUACACAGCAAUGAAAAAGGAGGAGCUACAGCUUUCUACCUACUUCUCCUCCAGCCCCCCACCUCCUUCCCUGGAUCUAGCCUCGCACCCAGCUCUGAUCCCUGUGCCUUUCCUCCUACAGCCAGAGGAUCUGGAUGCCCCCAAGAAACACCACUUCAAGUUGAAGACCUUCAAGAAGGUGAAGCCCUGUGGAAUCUGCCGACAGGUCAUCACCCGGGAGGGUUUCACUUGCAAAGUCUGCAGCUUCUCCUGUCAUCGGAAAUGCCAGGCCAAGGUGGCUGCCCCCUGCGUUCCUCCAUCCAACCAUGAGCUGGUGCCCAUCACCGCUGAGAGUGCACCAAAGAAUGUAGUGGAUACGGGAGAAGGAGCCUCACGGGGUGGAAACACUCGAAAAAGCCUCGAGGAGGACGGUUCCACCAGAGUCACCCCGAGCAUACAGUCCCAUCCCCAGCCCAUCAGGUAUGCCUGGCAGGGGCAGAAGUAUGAGCGAGAAUGCCAGCCCUGGUGUGUAGCUGAAGCUGCUGGAGGGCGCCUGUUGGAGGGUGAACUGCCCAGCGCACCUAUCCAAGGAACACAGAUGGCGCUGGGGGCCGCCCGCAACCACAGCAGCAAGGACUCAGCGCCCUCUGUUCCUGGACCCUUAGAAACCAGGGAGGCCCCUGCCAAGAAGCAGCUCUGGCAGCUGUUCAACCUCUCUGAGCGGAGACCUGAUGUCACGAAGCUCCAUGCUAAGGUACUGGAAUUUGGUUGGCCCGACCUACACACCCCAGCCCUGGAGAAGAUCUGCAGCGUCUGCAAGGCCAUGGACACGUGGCUCAACGCAGAUCCCCACAAUGUCAUCGUUCUACACAACAAGGGAAACCGAGGCAGGAUAGGAGUUGUUAUUGCGGCUUACAUGCACUACAGCAACAUUUCUGCCAGCGCAGACCAAGCUCUGGACCGGUUUGCAAUGAAGCGGUUCUAUGAGGAUAAGAUUGUGCCCAUUGGCCAGCCAUCCCAAAGAAGGUACGUGAAUUACUUCAGUGGCCUGCUCUCCGGCUCCAUCAAAAUGAACAACAAGCCUCUGUUUCUGCACCACGUGAUCAUGCACGGCAUCCCCAACUUUGAGUCUAAAGGAGGGUGUCGGCCGUUUCUCCGCAUCUACCAGGCCAUGCAACCUGUCUACACGUCUGGCAUCUACAACAUCCCAGGAGACAGCCAGACCAGCAUCUGCAUCACCAUCGAGCCGGGACUGCUCUUGAAGGGGGACAUCUUGCUGAAGUGUUACCAUAAGAAGUUCCGGAGCCCGGCCCGAGACGUCAUCUUCCGUGUGCAGUUCCACACCUGUGCCAUCCAUGACCUGGGGCUCGUCUUUGGGAAGGAGGACCUCGACGAUGCCUUCAAAGAUGAUCGAUUUCCAGAAUAUGGCAAAGUGGAGUUUGUAUUUUCUUAUGGUCCAGAGAAAAUUCAAGGCAUGGAGCACCUGGAGAACGGGCCGAGUGUGUCUGUGGACUAUAACACCUCCGACCCCCUCAUCCGCUGGGAUUCCUACGACAACUUCAAUGGGCAUCGUGAGGAUGGCAUGGAGGAGGUGGUGGGACACACCCAGGGGCCGCUGGAUGGAAGCCUGUAUGCCAAGGUGAAGAAGAAGGACUCCCUGCACGGCAGCACCGGGGCUGUUAAUGCCACGCGUCCCACCCUGUCAGCCACCCCCAACCACGUGGAGCACACGCUGUCCGUGAGCAGUGACUCAGGCAACUCCACAGCCUCCACCAAGACAGACAAGACCGAUGAGCCUGGCCCCGGGGCCCCCAGUGCCCCUGCUGUCCUGAGUCCUGAGGAGAAGCGUGAGCUGGAUCGCCUGCUCAGUGGCUUCGGUUUAGAGCGAGAGAAGCAAGGUGCCAUGUACCACGCCCAGCACCUCAGAUCCCGCCCCACAGGGGGCCUGGCUGCGCCCUCCUCAGGCCGCCAUGUCGUGCCAGCCCAGGUUCAUGUCAAUGGUGGGGCCUUGGCAUCUGAGCGGGAGACAGACAUCCUGGAUGAUGAGUUGCCCAACCAGGAUGGGCACAGCGUGGGCAGCAUGGGCACGCUCUCCUCCCUGGACGGGGUCACCAACACCAGUGAGGGAGGCUAUCCAGAGGUCCUGUCUCCACUGACCAAUGGUCUGGACAAGCCCUACCCCAUGGAACCUAUGGUCAAUGGUGGGGGCUACCCCUAUGAGUCUGCUGGCCGGGCGGUGCCUGCCCAUGCUGGCCACACAGCCCCCAUGCGGCCCUCCUACUCCGCACAGGAGGGUUUAACUGGCUACCAGCGGGAGGGGCCCCACCCAGCCUGGUCACAGCCAACGACCACCCCCCACUAUGGCCAUGACCCCAGUGGUAUGUUCCGCUCUCAGUCCUUUCCGGAAACCGAGCACCAGCUGCCCCCAGCUCCAGCCCGUGGGGGCAGCAGCCGGGAGGCCGUGCAGAGGGGGCUGAAUUCAUGGCAGCAGCAGCAGCAGCAGCCUCGCCCACCUCCACGCCAGCAGGAAAGAGCCAUCUUGGAGGGUCUUGGGCCCAGCAGGCCUAGCCCCCAGCCGUUGGCAGAGGCCCCCAUCCCUGGUCUCCCUGAGUUCCCGAGAGCAGCCUCCCAGCAGGAGAUUGAACAGUCCAUUGAAGCACUCAACAUGCUGAUGCUGGACCUGGAACCAGCCUCAGCCGCUGCUCCCCUGCACAAGUCCCAGAGCGUCCCAGGGGCCUGGCCAGGGGCUUCCCCACUCUCCUCUCAGCCCCUGUCUGGCUCCUCCCGCCAGUCCCAUCCACUGACCCAGUCCAGAUCUGGCUACAUCCCCAGUGGGCAUUCCUUGGGAGCCCCUGAGCCAGCCCCACGGGCCUCCUCAGAGUCCGUCCCUCCUGGCAGGCCUUACUCACCUUAUGAUUAUCAGCCAUGUCCGGCUGGGCCUAACCAGGGUUUCCGUCCAAAGAGCCCAGCCUCCUCGUCUGCCUUCCUUCCAACCACCCACAGCCCUCCUGGGCCUCAGCAGCCCCCGGCCUCUCUCCCUGGCCUCACUGCUCAGCCUCAGCUCCCACCAAAAGAAGCAACUCCAGAUCCUUCCCGAACUCCAGAGGAGGAGCCACUGAACCUGGAAGGGCUGGUGGCCCACCGGGUAGCAGGCGUGCAGGCUCGGGAGAAGCAGCCUGCAGAGCCCCCAGCCCCUCUCCGGAGGCGGGCAGCCAGCGAUGGACAGUAUGAGAACCAGUCUCCAGAAGCCACAUCCCCCCGGAGCCCUGGGGUUCGCUCCCCCGUCCAGUGUGUCUCCCCCGAGCUGGCUCUUACCAUUGCCCUUAAUCCUGGAGGGCGGCCCAAAGAGCCCCAUCUGCACAGCUACAAGGAAGCCUUCGAGGAGAUGGAGGGAACCUCCCCGACCAGCCCACCACCCAGUGGGGUGCGAUCUCCUCCAGGUCUGGCCAAGACACCCCUGUCUGCUCUGGGCCUGAAACCUCACAACCCAGCGGACAUCCUGUUGCAUCCGACAGGCGAGGAGGAUGAGGGGCAGAUGGUGGCCAAGCUUUCUGAAGCCUCAUACCUGGGGAAAGGGCUUUCUCCCAGGCUGGAGGCCAACAGGGUCGUGAAGCUGCAA
Molecule: messenger RNA, 3606 nt
Organism: Galeopterus variegatus (Sunda flying lemur)
Lineage: Eukaryota; Metazoa; Chordata; Mammalia; Dermoptera; Cynocephalidae
Product: tensin-1-like
Exons: 25
Biological process (GO): fibroblast migration
Source: RefSeq, a predicted model, not a curated record